AACUCCCGUCGUUCAGCGGGCUAAAUCCCACAGCAGUGACUGAAGCCGGAGCAUCAUCCACACUCUGUCUGAACCGGCGGAUGGAGCGGAGGGACUGCAAAGUUGAAUACGGUAAAAGCCAGGCGCAAAGUCGGCCACAGGAAGUGCGCUCUGAGCAGAGAACUUCAGCAGGACGGACGUUUCAGUUCUUUCUAGGUCCAACAGAUGUGUCUAAUUUGGAGGACUGAAGUCUGGACUGUGUGUGUAAUGUGGGAGUUGGAUGGACCAGAGUGCUGAACAAACCCCAGCGGCAAAGUGAAUGUAGAUGAUGUGCACGUAAGGUUGCUCCUGCUUGCAUCCUGUCUUUAAGAUGAGCCAAGGACCAAACCUUGUCCUGGAGUGGCUGUCAAAGCUCCAUCUGGCCCAGUACGUGGAGUCUUUCAUCGACAAUGGGUAUGAUGAUUUGGAGGUGUGCAAACAGAUUGGGCAGCCGGACCUCGAUGCCAUAGGUGUCCACAUUGAGUACCACAGACACAGGCUGCUCACAGCCGUGCAGACGCUAAAAGACGAGGACAAAAGGAAAGCACCGGGCUACUAUUUCACUUUAGAGCCUCUUGGUCCUUCUUCUGCUUGUAACCACUCUUCAAACUCAAGAAGACAAGGUGACUUGAGGACUUUGGGCUCACACUCACGCACCAGAGGAACACACCAGGCCUCCUGUCCAGGAAACCAUAACCCGAGACUCACAGAUUGCAGUGACUUUGUGACCUACCCCAAACUGAAGCUCAAGGUCCUGAUCAGGGAUAAACUUGCGAAGGAUGGAAUCAACCUGGGAGAAGCCCCUUACACCUUUAAGGAUGGCUCGGUGGGCAACCUUGAUGACCUGGCUCAGGAGUAUUCUCGGUAUUACGGCACCUCCCUCAGCGACGUGUGUGAAAGGAUGGAGGAGCUACGGAAACGCAAAGUAGUGCAAGAUGCAGAGAUGGGAAAGGUUGACUCAGCGGCCACAUCACUGCAGCUCCGCUCUCAGAUCCAGGAAUCCCUUGGACUCAGCAGCACCACGUCCACUCCAGAGACUGAGAGAAGGUUUCCCGUGCACAAAUCUAACUCUGAUGAUGGAUCAGGAGGAAAAUUUGAUGGAAAGCGAAAGAGCAAGUCGUUUUGGCAGAGUUUCCGAAAGUCACAGAAAGGAGCUGUGCGUCAGAUUUCAAAAGGCGAUGAUGUUGGUUUUGUGGCCAGUGAAAUCACCAUGAGCGACGAAGAGCGUAUCCAGCUGAUGAUGAUGGUGAAGGAGAACAUGAUCUCGAUAGAGGAAGCCCUGGCACGGCUGAAGGAGUUUGAGAUACAAAACAGACAGAUGUGCAGGUCCGAUCCUGCUGAGUGGACCGAGCCCUCCAGUCCCACCCCGAAUGAGUUGAUCAACUGCAACCCGUGUGACCUGUCAGACGCUGAACAAGAGGAAUCUGUGACCUUCAGGAGACUUCAUAAACUGGUCAACUCAACCCGGAAGGUGAAGAAGAAGCUGAUCAAGAUCGAGGAGUCUAAGAGGCCCGAGACAGAGGAGAGCCUAAACAUGGAUGUUCUUCCCUGUGGAGAUGCCAGCACGUCUCUGUACUCAGGUGUGCAGAAGAAGCCUCUUUGCCCCGUGGACUCCCUGGCUUCAGCCCUGCAGGAGCAGCUCACCUGCGACAGGGACUCUGACAGCCUGACCACCUCCCCCUCCUCCAGCAGCCUGGACACCUGCAGCAGCCAGAAGAUGUUCCAGGUCUUCAGCAAGUCUAACGGCAGCCCCAUUCAUCAGGAGACGACUGUAGCAGGGGAGGUGAGGGAGGCUGGCGAAGGCAGCGGCUCUUCCUUUUCUGAAACGGAGGCGUGCAACGACGAGGAACUCAAAAUCGCUCGCUCGGUGACCGACGGAGAGCUCCGUCACCGGAUCCUCAACCCGCUCAGCCAUCACGGGAGAGCUUGUAGCUUCGGAGGAUUCGAUCUGACCAACCGCUCGGCGCACGCAGUCAUUUCUGACAACGACAACACUAAUAAAGACGGUGAUGGUCUGAGCGAUCCCAUUAAGUUUCCACCAGCAUCUCGUAUUUCCCUGGGCAAAAAAGUCAAGUCUGUGAGAGAAACUAUGAGAAAGCAUAUAUCCAAGAGGUACCACUAUUCUCUCUCUGAACAGUCAAGCCCAGACCGCAUAUCCAGCUGUCCUCACUCGCCUCAGACAGACUCUGACUCUUUGGAGAAACCCAAACUGAAGCCGGGAGGGUCUGUGGAAAGCCUGAGGAGUUCCCUCAGCGGACAAAGUUCCAUGAGCGGUCAGACGGUGGGCACCACAGACUCGUCCAACAGCAACAGAGAAAGCGUGAAGUCUGAGGACGGGGAAGAGGAUGAGCUGCCGUACCGCGGACCCUUCUGUGGACGUGCUCUGGUUCACACCGACUUCACUCCCAGUCCCUACGACACUGACUCCCUCAAACUGAAGAGUGGAGAUGUCAUCGAUAUCAUUAGCAAGCCUCCGAUGGGUACGUGGAUGGGGAUGCUCAACGGUAAAGUCGGCACCUUCAAGUUCAUUUAUGUGGAUGUCUUGAAUGAAGAGGAGGUGAAGCCCAAGAAGACGCGCAGGCGGAGGAAGGCCCGGCAACCCAAACCCACCUCUGUGGAGGAGCUCCUUGAUCGCAUCAACCUCAAAGAGCAUCUUCCCACCUUCCUUUUUAAUGGCUAUGAGGACCUGGAGACUUUCAAGUUGCUAGAGGAGGAGGAUCUGGAUGAGCUGAACAUCAGGGACGCCCAGCACAGAGCUGUGCUGCUCACUGCUGUGGAGCUGCUGCAGGAGUAUGACGGUGGGUCAGGAAGCAGCGACCCGGAGCGAGGCAGUCAGUCUGGAGGCUCGCAGGAGAAGCUGCUCCUGGACAGGCGUGGCCUCACGGGAGACUCCCCGCGGGACUCUGGCUGCUACGAGAGUAACGAGAACCUGGAGAACGGAAGGGACAAAAAGACAUCCUCAUCCAUGAGCAGGUCCUCUUCUGGUUUUGAGUCGAGCCACCUCACGUCCCCAGAGAGCCCUGCCCUCCCAAAGACCCUGACCUGCACCAGCUCUAGUAAGACUUCAAGUGAACCGGCAGUCCUGCCCUGUGUCUUCCCAUCACUGACACCCCCAAAGAGCAGCUUAACUCCCAUAAGAACUGCAAGAGGUCAUGUUCCCUGUGGAGCCACUGCAAGGAGCCAGAGCUGCAUGGAGCUAAGAAGAAGCCGAGCACCAGAGCCGCUGAGGCGGAGCUUCUCCCUGACUGGCCUCCACACAGAGCAGAAGAGACAGCUCGCUGACCGUAAAAACCGGACCGCUUGUGUCAAGACCGAGGAGAGCUCACAGCCCUCCUCCGUGAGUCCUCAGAAACGUGGUGAGGUCAAGUCUCCGACCCACCAGCCUUCAUCCACGUCCUAUAAUGCUAUGUGCAGCACUUUCAACACAGACACAGUAAAUGCGUUUGCCCCUAAACAAGCAGCAACAACACAAAGCACACACCUCAAGCAGCCACCCACACACCCAGCAGAAAGAUCCAGUCAACCUUUAAUUACGCCUUCCUUACCGAACCCACGCCGAGAGCCCUCGCUAACAGAGACUGCCUCUGUGUGCAACUACACAAGCCACACGUUGUCACAGGAUACAAGCACUCGCUCACUUUCAGCCAAUUUUGAAGCCCGUCGGCUGAAACUGAAAAGAAACAAAAAGGCAUCCGUAAACUCUGUAAAUCUUGGCUCCCUGAUUGAAGAAAGGCUUUAGCUGCAGGGAGCCAUUUUCUGACAAGCUGUCAGCCUCAAAAUAACUGCUGCUGUGCGAUGAUCACCAUCUUUAAACAGUAUUUCUUUCUGAAUAUUCUUUUUGUGGCACGUUUUUUCACAGUAGCCAUAAAGUAUAAUAACAUGGGUUUAAAUGCAGUAUUGUCACUUUUCUUUAGCAGGUUCAGGUGGAAUAAACACAAAGUUCAGUCUAGUAAUCCUGCCUAAGGAAACAAACCUAAAGUUUAGACAGUGCCAAGCUCUUUAAAACUCACUGAGGCUGGUUCACUGUCACACUGGGACUAGUCAACAGAACAGAGCCAUUGUUAAUGUUAUUAGUAACAU
This is a messenger RNA of Scatophagus argus, 4098 nucleotides long. It is a transcript of the gene sash1b, whose product is annotated as SAM and SH3 domain containing 1b. Bases 350 to 3757 code for a protein of 1135 amino acids. Gene Ontology annotation, molecular function: protein binding. The transcript has 19 exons. Lineage: Eukaryota; Metazoa; Chordata; Actinopteri; Scatophagidae. The record is from RefSeq and is a predicted model, not a curated record.